AUGCAUCGAUCAAUCGCAUUCACGAUGACACUACCUGUAUCAAUGGAAGAUACUGAGCUUUUUCCAAAGGACGAAUUCUUGAACACAAUUCCUGGGAAGAUUCCCCUAAAAGUGGAAGUCAUACAACAGAUGAGAAGCACUUUAUCUCGACUAUGGUGGUCUCGAUUAGUCAUUGCUGUUCGUGGUUAUGUCAUCAACUAUGUGCAGGUUGAAGAUUCAGCUUUGUUCCACUGUGAUGAUGCGUUCACUGCAAUUCAUAGAACACUAGCAGAAGAGGAAUGCGAUUACGAAAGAGCCGAUGUGUUUUUGUCGGAUUUAAAUGUUAUCCUUCAAGUACCUCUGAUUUCCGAAAUACUACUUGCUUUAUCAUCUGGAAGGGAAGUCGAAAAUCCUUUUCUUAAUCCGAAAACCAAAGAUGCUUUUCAACGUAUAUUUGGUUUUCCGAACGUGAUGACCUACAAAGUAGCAGAAGGGCAGAAAUGUGCCUUCAUUGUAUUUAUGCGAGUGCUGUGUAUUCUACAAGAGAGAUGGAUAGCAGAGAAAGCAAAGAAGAAAGGAAUAAGAUUUGAAACUGACCCGGAAUGGCAACCGGAUGAUAGAGUAGUUUUAUUUCAACAUUUCUUCCAAGGUAACCGAACAUGGGUCUUGUUAGAUUUCGACAGAUACAUCUUAUCCCAGUGGAGACCCAAAGGAGCAUCUAUCAUCUUCGGUGACAGUUUUGUGGCUAAGAAACAACGACUGGGAAUGAAACUGUGUACUUAUUGUGGAAUGAUAGAACAGAAAGUUGACCAAUUCCCAGAACAGGAUAAGAAACCUUUCUGUUCACCUGAAUGUUUGGAAGCAGUCUACGGACAACUCGGGCCUACCACAAUAAAGAUCUGA
Messenger RNA from Auanema sp. JU1783, 882 nucleotides. The record is from the annotation of a GenBank genome assembly. NCBI's taxonomy places the organism in Eukaryota, Metazoa, Nematoda, Chromadorea, Rhabditida, Rhabditidae.